Molecule: messenger RNA, 579 nt
Organism: Zymoseptoria tritici IPO323
Lineage: Eukaryota; Fungi; Ascomycota; Dothideomycetes; Mycosphaerellales; Mycosphaerellaceae
Exons: 3
Coding region: 1-579 (192 amino acids)
Cellular component (GO): membrane; cytoplasm
Source: RefSeq, a predicted model, not a curated record
AUGUCCCUAUUCAGGACCACCAUCCAGUCGGCACUCCUGAGCGCAGUAUCAAAUGUUGUCGCGCAGUUGAUAUCCAGCUGGCAAUCAAACACACCGUUCACUCUGGACAUCGUCCGACUGCUGCAGUUCGUGACCUUCUCCGUCAUCGCCUGCCCUCCCAACUAUCUCUGGCAACGUUUUCUGGAAUCUAAAUUCCCUGCGUACCCGUCCGACCAGCGAUCAGAUCUGUCCAAGAAGUCUGAUGAGAAAUCCUCCGCCAAGCCUGUCUCCAAGCAGUUGAGCAUCAAGAAUACCGCCAUCAAGUUCUCGCUCGAUCAGACGAUAGGAGCUGCCGUCAAUACUGUCAUGUUCAUCGCUGGAAUCGCCCUUCUGCGAGGAGAAUCGCUGGACACGGCUAUACGAAACGUCCAGGAGCAGUAUUUGCCGAUGCAAAGUGCGGGUUUGAAACUCUGGCCGGCAGUGAGCAUACUGAGCUUCGCUGUCAUUCCGCUGGAGCAUCGUAUGCUAUUUGGAUCGGUGGCUGGACUCUUUUGGGGCGUCUUUCUCAGCAUGACUGCUGGGUCGAGUGGACAUAAGUAG